CUGCACCUCCAUGCUCCAGGUACCUACUUACAACAGUUCUGCUUGCUGGGUGUUCUGUUUUAAGUGUUUUGUGAGUGAUUGUUGCUGGUGAGGUGGAACAUGAGGUGGAGCACUGCAGUAGACCUAUGUUGCACCAGAAAGAUGUAUUGUCUACAGUGGCUGAUCCCUGUCCUCCUUAUCCCAAAACCAGUUCCUGCAGGUCUACUCCACAACCAUGUAGUGUUUAUGGUUCUCUAUUUGACGGGCUUCUUCUUGGAGCGGAAACCAUGUACCAUAUGUUCCCUUGUCUUCUUAGCCGCGGUAACUGUGCUGUGUUACUCAGGGAUUGGCAAUUGUCUCUUGUGGCCAACAGCUGAUUGUCAAGGUGAAGGUAGUGGAUCAAAUGAGCUGUGUGGCAGAGGUGGAUGACCAGUGAAGAUGUGGAAGGACAAGGAAUGUGAUGUAACUGCUGAAGGUGAUGGGAUCGUGGGUGAUUUUGAAAUUUGAUGAAUGUUAUGCCAACUAUGAUGCCUCAGUUGGGAAAGGUAUUAUACUUUGGAUUUUGAUGAUGAGCCAAUUUACUCUGAUAUGUAAGUAUAAUAUGUACUGUAUUCCUUUUCUUAGGGGAAAUUCUUUUUCUGAUUUGAGACAUUGGUUGACAUUGGUUUUUGAGCUGUAAAGCUGACGAUCCAUAAGUGUAUUAGUAACCCAGUAUAAUUGGAAGAAUGUUGAAAAAUUUUGGUAGUCCAGUAUUUGUAUACUGUUUGUAUUUGUUCAGGACUAACAAUAUAGGUGUUUAAAUUUUUUUAAGAAAUUAUCUUGAACUGUGUGAUCAAAUUAAAAUUUAGCAACCAGGUAUUGAAAUUAUAUAUGAAUUGUAUAUAGGUGCCUUCAUAGUAUAUUGGACACAUUGGUUAAUUUGCUGGUUUCCUUUAAUUUUAAAUUACCUGUGUUCUUUUUUUUUCACUUCUGUAACAUAGAGCCUUGGUAUUUAGCUUGUUUGACCUUGUGUUUCACACUGAAAGUGGAAAUUAAGAUUAUGCUUAAUUUCUUGUCAGUUGUUUUGUGUUGUAGUUAUGAGUUCUGUUUUGUAUGUGAUGAUACUUAGCUAACCUAAAUUUGGUGAAGGACAUUGUCACAACUUUCCACUUGCAAUAUAUAUUCUGCUCUGCUCAAGCAUUAAGAAAUCUGUAAACUCUUAGCCAAAAUUAAACUUAUACUAAAUAACUUACGGUGUGAGGGAGGGAAGUUUCUCAAAAUUUGGAAGGGGAACAUACUGAAUGUUACCCUUUCCGUCUGUACACUCGCUCAGUUUUUUUUUUUUUUUUUCAGGUUAACUU
This is a messenger RNA of Cherax quadricarinatus, 1319 nucleotides long. RefSeq names its product BLCAP apoptosis inducing factor bc10 (gene bc10). Lineage: Eukaryota; Metazoa; Arthropoda; Malacostraca; Decapoda; Parastacidae. The record is from RefSeq and is a predicted model, not a curated record.